Molecule: messenger RNA, 1521 nt
Organism: Miscanthus lutarioriparius
Lineage: Eukaryota; Viridiplantae; Streptophyta; Magnoliopsida; Poales; Poaceae
Source: the annotation of a GenBank genome assembly
AUGUCGACCGUCGCCGCCUCCCGACGCUCGUCCUCGUCCUCGACCGCCAAGCGCCCCGCGAUUGCGGAGAGCGCCGGGGGACCCAAGUCGGCGGCGUCCUCCGCCGCGCAGGCCAAGAAGCGCGUGGCGCUCGGCAACAUCACCAACGUCGCCGCACGAGGGGGCAGGGCUGUCGUUGGCGGCAGCCUUGGGAAUGUCGCGCCACCCACCACCAGCGCGAAGCUGAAUUCAGCGGUACCCUUGAAGAAGCCAUCUUUGGCAAGUGCUCGAAGUGUGAGCUCCAUUCGGGGUUCAGCUGUGAAGUCAGCUUCCAUCAAGCCAGCUCCACUAGUGUCACGCCAUGGCAGCGCAACACAGAAGCAUAAUGUUCCUCCUCCUAAAGUGCCUACCACAGCCGAUGUGCCAAGUCGCGCUCCGGCCUUGGUAUCCUGCACCAGCUUGGUGUCUCCUGGACGCUCAGGAGAUUUUGUUUCGAUUGAUGAGACGAUGUCGACUUGCGACUCCAUGAAAAGCCCCGACUUUGAGUACAUAGACAAUCACGAUUCCUCGAUGCUGGCUUCAUUGCAGCGACGGACAAAUGAACAUCUGCGAAUGUCAGAGGAUAGAGAUGUCGAAGAAAAUAAGUGGAAGAAAAAUGCUAUUGCCCCAAUGGAAAUUGACCGCAUUUGUGAUGUUGACAAUGAAUAUGAGGACCCACAGUUGUGCGCUACUCUGGCUUCUGACAUUUACAUGCACCUGCGGGAGGCUGAGACGAAGAAAAGACCAUCAACUGAUUUCAUGGAAACAAUUCAAAAAGACAUCAACCCAAGCAUGAGGGCAAUUUUGAUAGACUGGCUUGUGGAAGUUGCUGAAGAAUAUCGUCUUGUUCCUGAUACUUUGUACCUUACAGUUAACUACAUUGACCGUUAUCUUUCUGGUAACGAAAUUAACCGCCAACGGCUGCAAUUACUUGGUGUUUCUUGCAUGCUUAUAGCUGCAAAAUAUGAGGAGAUAUGUGCACCCCAAGUAGAAGAAUUCUGCUACAUAACAGACAAUACAUACUUCAGAGAUGAGGUUCUAGAUAUGGAAGCUUCUGUACUGAAAUACUUGAAGUUUGAAAUGACAGCACCUACAGCAAAGUGCUUUUUGAGGAGAUUUGCUCGUGCUGCACAAGCAUGUGACGAGGAUCCUGCUUUGCAUCUCGAGUUCCUUGCCAAUUACAUUGCUGAGCUAUCACUACUGGAGUACAAUCUACUCUCUUACCCUCCAUCACUAAUAGCUGCAUCGGCUAUUUUCUUGGCGAGAUUUAUACUACAGCCAACAAAGUCUCCUUGGAAUUCCACACUUGCUCAUUACACACAGUACAAGCCGUCCGAGUUGAGCGACUGUGUAAAGGCAUUGCAUCGCCUUUGCAGCGUUGGUUCUGGGACCAACCUUCCAGCAAUCAUAGAAAAGUACAGUCAACAUAAGUACAAAUUUGUUGCAAAGAAGCAGUGUCCACCACAAAUCCCUACUGAAUUCUUUCGGGAUGCGACAUGCUAG